UUUUAUAUAUUUAAAUUCGGUAUUGUAUCUUUUUUUUUUAUUGUAUACUAUGAUUUACUGUGGAAAUGAUUAUAUUGUUUCAUAUUUCAAAACGCAAAUUGACAAAAUGAAAUUUUACAUUUAUACAAAAAUUAUAAGCAGUCUGUACAGACUGUUUUCUCUGCUGCGUGUGAAAUAUAAUAACAUAACCUAAAAACGUAACAAAAACAUAUAUAAAUAUUAUAUACGAGCAUAUUCCGUUUCAUGUAUUUAAUUUCAUUUUGUGAAAUGAAAUGAAAGUGAUAUAAAGAUUGUAAACAGUUCAAGAUAGAUAUAUUUAUAAAAAUAUAGUCAAUUAUAUAGCACGAUGUUAAAUAUUUUAUCUUAUAGAAGUACAACGAACUCUAUUUGUAAAUUACAAAUCGUUUAUCAAUCGUUGAUAAAAACUGCUAAAUACAGAAAUUCGGUGGUUUGUAGAUCUCUCAAUUCUUCAUCCAAACCCGCAUUUGAAACAAAAAAUGCAAGAGAAUGUAGCAAACAAUUUGUCGAUGUAAUAAAUGUAAAUACAAAUGUACAAAACAAUGUAAUGUUAUACAAAAAUACCAGUAGUACCGUAUUUAUAAAACUAGUUUUUUUUGGAUGGGGUUUCUGUAAUAUCAUAAUAGCGCUUAUGACGUUUAACCCAAAAUAUGUAUCAACGUGGUUUGAAGAUUUAACUUGGACAGAAUACCUUAAAAGAAAUGGAAUAGCAUUGAUGUAUUUUAUAUAUUCUGUAUUAGCAGGACCUCUUGGCUGUGUAGCAUUAUAUAUAUUUAAUCACAGAAUUAUAAAAUACAUAAUUUUACACAAAGGUGGUAAAGAUGUAUCAAUAGUUACUAAUCAUUUAUUUAAAAACGUUGAUACUAUAACACUUCCUCUUGAGAAGGUAAAGACUACAAUGGCAAGAGAUCAAAUAAAAAAUUAUUUGCCAUUAAAAAUUCAAGGCAAGAAGUUUUUUUAUCUUGUUGAUGGUCAUGGAAAAUUUUUCAAUGAACAAUUAUUUGAUUAUACAGUUGGAAGGGCAAAAACUUGGUAGAGAUACUUUAUAAAUUAUGUAUAUUAUAAAUAA
Messenger RNA from Frieseomelitta varia, 1087 nucleotides. RefSeq lists its product as uncharacterized. The transcript has 4 exons. Lineage: Eukaryota; Metazoa; Arthropoda; Insecta; Hymenoptera; Apidae. The record is from RefSeq and is a predicted model, not a curated record. Bases 347 to 1054 code for a protein of 235 amino acids. Gene Ontology annotation, cellular component: mitochondrion.